Messenger RNA from Microdochium trichocladiopsis, 955 nucleotides. RefSeq lists its product as uncharacterized. The record is from RefSeq and is a predicted model, not a curated record. The transcript has a single exon. NCBI's taxonomy places the organism in Eukaryota, Fungi, Ascomycota, Sordariomycetes, Xylariales, Microdochiaceae. The coding region runs from base 236 to 886 and encodes 216 amino acids.
GUCCACCACAUACACACGUGUAAGUACUAUUUGUUGCUCCGCGCCAAAAAUUUAUGUACCCAUCCCACACACGAUGAUGCUGCCCUCCUCUCCUCGCUGGGCAAUCACUCUGUCACCGCCGCCCAUAGUACGACGAAGGGGGGUCAUAUGCUCCGCACAGUCCGAGGCUGGCUUGUAACUAUGCUCGGAGCAUUUUCCUGGAGCAGGCCUUCAAGGUUCCCUUUUCCCAUAAGCGAUGAGCACAGAGUUACAUCUCAAGACUGUAGUCACAUCCAAAAAAAAAGGUCCAUACUUUCCCCUCACCGACGUAGGCAUCCCACACCUCGCCCCAGCCACACUCUCCAAAAGUGACGGCGACGACGGGACUGCAACCCCAGCCUAUUUCGGGGAGACAGACAGAUAUGUCAGCAUCAUCCCACGGGGCGGCGGUGCAGAACACGUGUCGGCCACGGGAUGUAAUAGGCCGGUAGUGCUUUCGGAAGGUGCCGUUCCUGGCUGGCCCCUUCCCAGACUUUCGGGAUCCAUGGGAAGAGGAAAGAGGGGGGUGCUUGUGUGCCUGUGCCUGUGCCUGUGCGUGAAGGUGGUGGUCAGACCGGUGAUAGAUGGUGCUUCAUUGGACAGAUGCCCGGGGCUUAUGGUGGUGGUGGGAACUUGGCGGUCUGCAAAAACUUGGCUGACUGAUCAUGCAUGCCGUCUAAUAUCAACGAGGAAGUGUGUGCAUGCAUGUUGGGUGGCUGCGGAGAAUGGUGAGGGGAAAGAGUGGUACAUGUCGAGAGAAGUACCUGCCUGGCCUUCGCCUUGCUGCAAGACACUCCGCAGCAGUUGUGCUUUUUCUUUCUGCUGGGCUUUUGGACCCCAUGAGAGAAGAAACGACGUGCAUCACUAGGGCAAGGAGGAUCUGCUUAUUCCUUUCACCGCUUAAAAUGUUGGACAAGGAGAUGAGUCUGUGGAGAUG